UCUUCUUCGUUGUGUUAAUUAAGGUUAGUCGGAUUCAGAUCCGCCUCAAUCCUCCAUUUUUACUGAUUUUGUUUUUCUCUACAGAUUAUCAGUUAUUUAUCCUCUCAAUUUUAACUGUUGAUUUUGAAUCUGUAGCUUGCUUCAAUCGAAAAUGUUCCUCACGAGGACGGAGUAUGAUAGAGGAGUCAAUACUUUCUCUCCUGAAGGCAGAUUGUUUCAAGUCGAAUAUGCCAUUGAAGCUAUUAAGUUGGGUUCAACUGCAAUAGGGGUAAAGACUAAGGAAGGAGUAGUUCUUGCCGUGGAGAAGCGCAUUACCUCGCCGCUUUUGGAGCCUAGUAGUGUGGAGAAAAUUAUGGAAAUUGAUCAACAUAUAGGGUGUGCCAUGAGUGGCUUAAUUGCCGAUGCUCGAACACUCGUCGAACAUGCACGGGUUGAAACUCAGAACCAUAGGUUCUCGUAUGGUGAGCCCAUGACAGUCGAGUCAACAACUCAAGCUCUUUGUGAUCUUGCCUUGCGAUUUGGUGAGGGGGAUGAAGAAUCAAUGUCAAGACCUUUUGGUGUCUCUCUUCUCAUUGCUGGUCAUGAUGAGAAUGGUCCCAGCCUUUACUAUACAGAUCCUUCCGGUACUUUCUGGCAAUGCAAUGCGAAAGCCAUUGGAUCAGGUUCCGAAGGUGCUGACAGCUCUUUGCAGGAGCAGUAUAACAAGGACCUGACUCUGAAAGAAGCUGAAACCAUUGCACUCUCCAUCCUGAAGCAAGUUAUGGAGGAGAAGGUUACAGCCAACAAUGUUGAUAUUGCCAAGGUGUCACCAAAUUACCAUCUUUACUCCCCUACUGAAGUGGAAGCAGUUAUCGCUCGACUAUGAAAAAAAAAACACAAAAUCCAUCACUGUGAUUUGUUUUCAUUCUUCCCUUGACCUACAGUUUCGGUUAUUCACGUGCUUGGACCUGUUUUGUGCUGCCGCUACUCUUAUAAUCUUAUGGCUUUUGCGAAUACCAAAUUCGAUGAGAAAACUGUUGUCCUGAGUAUAUGUUAACUUUCUCAUGAGUUGAAUGAAUUUAAAAUACUUCAUUUGAGACAUA
Molecule: messenger RNA, 1082 nt
Organism: Erythranthe guttata (spotted monkey flower)
Lineage: Eukaryota; Viridiplantae; Streptophyta; Magnoliopsida; Lamiales; Phrymaceae
Source: RefSeq, a predicted model, not a curated record